Molecule: messenger RNA, 4783 nt
Organism: Fusarium verticillioides 7600
Lineage: Eukaryota; Fungi; Ascomycota; Sordariomycetes; Hypocreales; Nectriaceae
Exons: 2
Coding region: 2014-4626 (870 amino acids)
Biological process (GO): intracellular sterol transport
Cellular component (GO): endoplasmic reticulum-plasma membrane contact site; cortical endoplasmic reticulum; endoplasmic reticulum membrane
Molecular function (GO): sterol binding; sterol transfer activity
Source: RefSeq, a predicted model, not a curated record
GGACUUGCGAGCUAAUAAUUCACAUCCCCUGAAGUCACCCUUUAUUGAUAAAAGCCACAGGCUUGGAUAAAUGCAGUACGCACCCACUCAGUCACAGAUUCGAAACCACGCAUGCGGUUCAAGUUGGAUACCACCCAAUCGAGAGGAAUUCCACAGAAACCAAAUCGAACAAGUCUUGACCCGACUUGGCGUGGUCCAGGACCUGUAGUCUGGCCCAUCAUAUAGUUAAACCAUUUGGGCUAAAACAAACCAACGACGUCAACUCUUUUAUCCUUGGCUCGAUCGCCAUCCAGCUUUCCACGACAAAACCUCAUCACUUCCCAGUUCCUAGCCUUCGACCAUUAUCGAAUAUUGAAAAUACAUAACCCAAGUUUGUCAUUCGAAAUCCUUGCGAGUACUGUCAACUACGACCAGCUUUUCGCAGCACUGCCGCCACAUCGAGCGUAUCCACUCCAACACCUCCCGAGCACGCAACAACGAGCGAUUCCGGCUUGAUCCCUCAUAUCCUACUCGUCCUUCGACAGAGGGAGGCUGCGGUACGCGGCGACUGCAACGAUGUCAACGACUUUGGACAACAGCAGCAACACUGGGCUGAACAAGCUGCUGCCAAAGUCAAUAUCCUCCAAGCGACUUCGAAAAAAGCAAGACCGUGAACAACCAGGGCUGUCCUAUGACGAUGCUGGCGUCUUUGCGCAUUCACAGUCGAGCCGAGAAACUUUAGGGAGCGAUGGUACACGCUCCGAGCAUAUUGCAGGGGACGAGGAUGAGGGAACAAGCCACCGCUCCUAUGAGUCCGAUGGGGACGAAUCGUAAGUUUUAUUCAAUUGUCUCGUCUCUCCCUGUUCUGUUUUUGUUUCCCUUCUGCUUUUCCCGUACCGUUAUCAACCGAAUCCUUCGUGGCAAUGAUCGUCUGCCUCCAUGUUGUUUUUGCCAGUUCUGUUGCGUGGGAUCAGCUGCGAGGCUGAGACCCUCUUGGUCAGUAUCUGCGACAUCCAUGCUUAAGUGGCACCAAGAGGAGAGACAACCAUUCUACAUAACUUAUUGCACUAAGAGAGGGAUGGCAGAUCAAAGCUCCACACGGCGCUAUGAUCGCCUAUACUCGCGUUGACAAGCAUCAACUCAAUUGUUUCGUCAUUGCAUACUUCCAAGCUACCUCUCUUACCACGUCGCUAUAUUACUGCUUUGUUUUGUUUCUGGUUAUUCUCGUGCCCAGCAGGCUUGGCACAUCUGCCGUCUUCCCCGUGUCCACUUCCCUAGCAAACUCCACUUAUCGGUGUUACCGUCUGUGCUCUCUACUGCAUUUGAUCAAUCUAACUGGAGCCAUCGUCACUCUUUAGAUCCAACUCUCGAUACCCGCCGCCUUUCUCUACUCAUCCUUCUCAAAUAGGCCACCUAACGACAAAUUCCUCCAUCGUACAGGCAAGUUAUCAACCAGAAUCACAUCCUUCGCUUUCAGACGUCGAAUCCAACAGUAGUGCUUCAAAGUCGUCAACGUUCCCAGCAUCGCGAACAGACUCCAUCGAUUCAAGAGACCCCCGGAUCGGCCGGAGUAAGACGGGCUUGCUCCCUCCCCAAAGUUCUGCUCGCCGUUCGCCUUCACCUGCUGGUAGACUCAAGGGUAUAUUCAAGCCCAAGAAGAGCUCUGGGAAUAACUCGAGUCCAGAGCGUCGCCCAGCAAGCGAGCCCCAACCAUCGUCUGAGACUCGCGACGAACAACAGCCUACCAUCUCAGUGGAUCCUGAUCCUGAUCAAGACUUGCCAGUUCUCGAGCCACCAGCUGCAGCUAAGGUUGCUUCUCCGGAAAGACGGACGAGGGUACAGCCCAAGGUUGACACGAAUAUCCCGCCUCGAACUCCUCCAAGCGGUGACAAACCUGCCCCGGUUAUAGUAAACACCCCACCUACACCUACUGAGUUCGCCAACAAAUCCGGCCAUUCGUCCCCCGAGAGGAAGUCCUUUUGGAGUAGUCCUGGGAACAAUUCGGGUACAAAUGGCCGUCCUUCCUCUCAGAACAUGAGUGCGAACAGGAGGAGUCGAUCGAAUUCACAAAACAUCGGCCCCAGCAAACUCUCUAACAUUGUAUCCGCCCCCUUGACACCGACCCAAGAGAGUGAUGAACCAACACCUACGGCGAAUCAGAACCCUUCAGGAGGCUUUUUCUCGUCUAUGAUCUCAGCUGCCCAGAGCGCUGCCAAUUCUUUCAGCAAUACCAGUCUGAACAUCGGUGGAAACAAGUCUCGAAGCGUGACUCCCAACAUACAAGAAACACCUGAAUCCCACGAUACCCAAAACAACAUCGAACCUGCCCCAGUGGCGCAAAUGGCGGACAAGAAGGAAAACAGAAAGUCCGCAGUGUCGACCAUUGGUGCUGGUGAGCUGAGUCUCAGUCAGCUUGGGCUUGCCGAAGCUCCCAGCCUUGUCGCAUCUCCAGUUAACGCCAGGUUCCCCGAUGUGUCUGACAAGCGUGCUCGGUCUGAAUCUGCUCCCGUCGAUUCUCCAGUGAGUCCUGUGGAGUUUAUCCCAGAGGAGUCUUCCAGUCGCCCACGCUCACUCUAUGAACCCGUGAGCCGUGAACGUACACCUCCCCCUCCAGAGCUUAUGAACAAAGAGAAUGGUGUGCAAAGAACAUCCAGUCUCCGAAGUGCUCUCAAACAGAGCCACAGGAAGCGUGGAAGCUCUGUCACGACUGGAACCACCAUAGGAGCUGCGAUUGCAGCUGCGAAUAGUUCACUAGCGCAUCCAAAUCUGAGCGCACCCAAGCUUACGGGAUUCGCUAUUGCCAGUAAAAAAAGAAAUCGCGAUUUUCACGAUCUGUUUAAGAGUGUGCCAGAUGAUGACUAUCUCAUCGAAGACUACAGUUGCGCCUUACAGAGAGAGAUUCUCGCGCACGGCCGCCUUUAUGUCUCAGAGGGUCAUCUCUGCUUCAGCAGCAACAUUUUUGGUUGGACAACAACACUCGUUAUGAGCUUCGAUGAGAUUGUGUCUGUCGAGAAAAGAAGCACUGCACUGCUCUUCAAGAACGGUCUGAUGAUUUCAACUCUGCAUGCCAAGCACAUUUUUGCCAGUUUCACAAGCCGGGAUGCCACAUACGAUCUAAUCGUGAACAUAUGGAAACUUGGUCACCCUACACUCAAAAGUACGCUAAAUGGUGUUAGACUUGAGGGUACCGGCGGCGACAAAACGGAAAAGGUUGAUGCUGAGCCCCCAGUGGAGGAGGAUGAGGCCCACGAGGGCUCGGAGACAGAUGACGAGAGUGAUGAUGAAGAGGAGUACUACGAUGAGGAUGUCCACGAGGAAAUGCACAAUGCUAGCAUAGCUGCCGAAACGAAAACUAGCGGAGCAGAUGCUGACGGCGAGAAGGCUGCCUCCAGGAAAGCAUCAGGAGCAGCGCUCCCAAGUGGCCCGGCAUCUGAAGAGUCACCUCCGGCUGCUGGAGGCUCCGCGGACUUCCCAGGCCCAGCUGCUCAUGCGCCCACUGAAUGCGGCGACACAGCAUCACAUUACGACAGAGUGGUUGGCGAUGAUAUUAUUCCGGCACCACUUGGCAAGGUGUACAACCUCAUGUUUGGCCCAGCUUCAGUUACAUUCAUGUCGAACUGGCUAUCGGGAGAGCAGAAGUGCUUAGAGCUCCAGAUGGAGGACAAGAAGGGCCUUACACUGGAUAACAGAACACGAACAUUCUCGUACAUCAAACCACUCUACGGCUCGAUUGGACCAAAGCAGACCAAGACUAUUACCUCUGAGACAUUAGAGACAUUAGAUCUCGAGAAGUCGGUCAACCUUACCUGCUCAACCCAAACACCAGACGUGCCGAGUGGCAAUGUGUUUGCGGUCAAAACUAGGUACUGCCUCUCGUGGGCCGAAAACAACGCCACGAGAGUGCAGAUGAACUGUACAAUCGAGUGGUCCGGCAAGAGUUGGCUGAAAGGGCCUAUUGAGAAAGGUGCAACUGAUGGCCAGACUACAUAUGGAAAAGACCUGUUUGCAGCUAUCAAGGCAGCAGUAUCAUCCAAACCAGGAGGAACAACGCCGAUAGCCUCAGCACUUAAGGGAGGCAAGAGGAAAGGCAAGAAGGCCAAGCUUUCGCAGUCAAAUACUGGUGUUGUCGAGACCAGCGUUGCACCCAAGCGGCCUGCUCAGACAAGUUGGGGUGUUCUGGAGCCUGUACGCGGAAUCCUGGAGCCAAUUGGAGACAUUGUUCAACCUCUUCUCACUGGAAAUGUUAUGUAUGGACUUCUGGUAGGGCUGUUGGUUGCCACGUGGUUUGGCUUUGGUUUCACACCUAGUCGAAAUGCCUCCUACGGUCGCGAACUCGGGGGCGUCUACCGACCGGACAGGAUUGCUGCUUAUGAGGAGAUGUGGCGAAGAGAGGACAGUGAGCUUUGGGAUUGGUUGGAGGAACGUGUCGGAAUGGACCGUCUGCAAAGCGACAACGUCGGGGCACGCAAGAGGGCAAUGGAACCAAAGACAGUUGAAGAGAACUUGCGUGCGUCUCGAAUGGGUGAAAAGGAGGUGGAAGAAGCAAUUCGAGUCACAGAGGAAAAACUGAGAGUACUAAAGGGAGUUAUGGAGAAGAAGAGCAAACCUGACAGAUCGACUGAUGAUUUCCGAUCGCAGGGAGUAUAGAAAUUGUGUAUAUUUUAGCCAUACAUCAUAACCUGAUGGGAGUAAUCAGCGAGCUCCUUUGUUCUUUUGUCAACUACCUUUGUAACAACAAGAAAGCUAUUGAAUAUAUCUAUUAGACGAGUCAAGCAUCUUAUUCAAUGUCAGGAUGGGGUCGCAU